This is a messenger RNA of Rhodofomes roseus, 2538 nucleotides long. RefSeq lists its product as uncharacterized. Gene Ontology annotation, biological process: protein phosphorylation. The coding region runs from base 1 to 2538 and encodes 845 amino acids. Lineage: Eukaryota; Fungi; Basidiomycota; Agaricomycetes; Polyporales; Fomitopsidaceae. The transcript has 5 exons. Gene Ontology annotation, molecular function: protein kinase activity. The record is from RefSeq and is a predicted model, not a curated record.
AUGGAGGCCUUCACUCAGACUGGCGAGAUUAGAGCGGCAAGCUCUUCACACCAAGCGACCGCUCGCGGUUCCACCCCAACCGGUACCAAGCCACCCACGGACAUAAACAGCACUCCUGUACACGCGAAGGCAUCAUCCGUCCAUACUCAAUCUGUUGCCACAAACUUCAAGGACGAAGGAGUACUCCAACGACUUGCUAAAGAGAUGAGAUCGAAGAUGGUUGAAAUGGACUUCGAUCAGUUCAUGUCGCUGUAUAUGCCGGGCCCUGGCCUUCCGCCAGAGUCCGUGCUCGAGAUUCCUGACUUCGAUGAAAAUAAACUCAUGACGUCGGAGAACAAUGUCUGCAUUGAAUUGUGCCGAAUUGCGCAGGCCAUCCUAGAUGGCUGUCCCGGGGAGGAGAAACUUGUUGCAAAGAACACGCGAGACCACCCAGAUUCCAGUGAUUAUCACGACUACGCAGAGCAGCUCAGAGUUGAUGUCUCUUUCUAUCCGACUCAUGGCGAUGCUACGGCCGACUACGCGCUUCCGCAUGAGAGCUCGGAACAAGCCUCUCAGUUCCGGGCUUCGACCCGCUGGGCUUGGAUCUCGUUGCUAGCGGAGAUCAAGACGGUCCACGACCAGUGCGCUUUCGAGUUCGAGAAGAGCAAGGCUGAUGACCCAAAGCCAUUCAUCCGACCUGGUAAAGGGGCGACUAAGGCGCUUGCGCAGAUGGCGCAGUACGCCGCGAAGCUGUUCAGGAGGCAGCAUCGGCUGCACCUGUUCACGCUCUUUGUCUUUCAGGGCCAGGCUCGCGUCAUCCGCUGGGACCGAGCCGGCGCCAUCGUCUCGACGCCGAUCGACUUCAAGAAGGAGCCGUCGCUGCUGCAUCAGGUCAUCUGGCGGUACGCAUCCAUGGACCAAGUGGCGCGCGGAUUCGACCCGACCGUGGUCAGGGCAACGGACAACGAGAUCGCAGCCAUGCGGCGCUGUGAAGGGCCGGCUGCGUGGGUCAAUGAAGCUCGCGACAAUGCUCUUGGCCAACCAGGAUGGCCGGUCUACAAGAUCAAGAUGCGGACCAACGAUCUCAUAGACCAACAGGGCAUACAGCAGCUCUCCGAGUUCUUCUCCGAAUGUGAUGAUUCGAAUGCGCUCGACGACACAGAGAGGCCGACAGACGGAGAGUACUUCAUUGUGGGCAGGCGACACUUCGCCACUGACUUCCCAACUGGGAGAGGUACGAGAGGAUACAUCGCCUAUGAUGUCUCUCGUAAACGUCUGGUCUUUCUCAAGGACUACUGGCGGGCCCAUAUCAAGAGUUCGACGCCCGAAGGAGAGGUGUUGCGAUUGAUGAGGAGCGAGGGUGUGCGGAAUGUUCCGACGCCCAUAGCUGCUGGCGUUGUGCAGGAUGACGCAGGCGUGAAGCAACAGACGCGCACACAGGCACAGUUACCGCCGGAUCAGAGGACGAAGUGUCCCUCGCCGACCCAAGAACACUAUCGUCUCGUCGUGAAAGAGAUAGGUCAGAGGCUUGACGAACACGAGUCUACGAAGGAACUCGUUGAAGUGAUGUUCGAUGCAUUAAGCGCACACAAGCAAGCAUGGGAGUUGACCAAACUCCUCCACCGAGACAUCAGCGCCGGCAAUAUCCUCAUAUACCGUUUCACCGACAUCAACGGGAAGCUGUGUGUAAUCGGCCUCCUAAUCGACUGGGACUUAUGCAAGUUCCAAUGCUACUUGGAGACGGUGUCGCGUCCUGCGCGAUCGGGUACGUGGCAGUUCAUGUCUGCUCGGCUCCUCCGCAAUCCCGGGAAGAGACACGAGGUCGCGGACGACCUAGAAUCAUUCGUACAUGUCCUCAAUUGGAUGUGUUUCCGGUUUUGCCUGCACGACUUGUCGGAGAAACCCGAUAUCCUCAAGACGUGCAUACUGGCCCUGUAUGAGGAGCAAGGUGUCGAAAACGACGAAGAGAUAGGUGGCACGCACAAGAGGAAGCAAAUACGUAGUGGCGAGCCGCCUAUCGAAGUCGACCCGGACACUCCACUAAGCGAGCUUCUCAAGGACCUCGCUUCGAUAUGUCGCAAACACUACCUGGCGGUGGACGGGCCUGCCCUCAAAUCUAAGCCUCGCGGCGCUCUUGCAGUGGAUGUAGCGAGCCGUGAUGCACGGUCCGAGAAGUAUCAACGCAUUGCGGCGGCGCACAGGUUGGCCAACGUCAGCGGAAGCCAGCAAGCACCUGUGGAAACGGGAGCCGAAACUCUCAAAGACCACCAAGAGAUGUACGGCGCUUUUGCGUGUGUGCUCGCUGCGCCUUCGGAGCUGUGGGAUGAUGUCAAACGAACGACGGACCGGUUCCAGCUACCUGAGUUCAAGAAGUCUCCCGUGUACCAGUACAGCGCUGAACAGUCGAGCCGGAGGUCAUCGAACUCCAAACGAUCGUUGGAAGGAGAAUCGGCGGACUUGGCGAGGCCUGGCUCAUCGAAGCGCCUUCGGAGCUCGACUGCGGGACUCCAGUCGCUGGAGGAAGAACUUGAAGAGGCUGGCGCCGCUCAUGAGGAGUGA